Messenger RNA from Centropristis striata (black sea bass), 9877 nucleotides. It is a transcript of the gene ttbk2a, whose product is annotated as tau tubulin kinase 2a. Gene Ontology annotation, biological process: signal transduction; cilium assembly; peptidyl-serine phosphorylation. Gene Ontology annotation, cellular component: cytoplasm; ciliary transition zone; ciliary basal body. The transcript is spliced from 16 exons. Lineage: Eukaryota; Metazoa; Chordata; Actinopteri; Perciformes; Serranidae. The coding region runs from base 411 to 4133 and encodes 1240 amino acids. Gene Ontology annotation, molecular function: protein serine/threonine kinase activity; ATP binding. The record is from RefSeq and is a predicted model, not a curated record.
CGAAUCGGGGCCGCGCGCGCAGGAAGGCUGAUGAUCAUCACAGAGUCGUCACGUCACGGAUCCGCAGCGACCGAUAGAGAUGCUGAGGUGACAGGCAGAAGGAGAAAAGGGACGAUCUCAUUCAGACAUAUUUCAGCCACGCAUCAGCUCGUUUUAUUUAUUUUCUAACCACCGUCGCGACCGCCGCCAUCUCUUCUUCAUGGACGCUUCUCUCGCGAUGGGAUUCCGCUCGAUGUCCCCGCCGCCUCCUUACGUAGAGGAUUUUUUGUAACCACACCCGGCUCUUCCCUGGAUCAAGGAUUGGCAGCAAAGACCCGAGGGUUCUCCAUCAGGCCCAAAUGCCCGUCCCAGUCUGAGGCAGCUGGUCGAGGGGGAAGCAGCGAGGACAUCGUCCCUGGUCCACAGACGGGAUGAGCGGGGGAGCGGAGCAAGCUGACAUCCUAAGCGUGCUCUCCCUGGUCAAGGAACGAUGGAAAGUGGCGAAAAAGAUUGGGGGCGGCGGGUUCGGGGAGAUCUACGAGGCGGUGGACCUGCUGACCCGGGUCAGCGUGGCGCUGAAGGUGGAGUCAGCCCAGCAGCCCAAACAGGUGCUCAAGAUGGAGGUCGCCGUGCUCAAGAAGCUCCAGGGUAAAGACCACGUGUGUCGCUUUGUGGGAUGUGGCCGCAACGACCGCUUUAACUACGUGGUGAUGGAGCUUCAGGGUCGUAACCUGGCCGACCUGAGGAGGAGUAUGACGCGGGGAACCUUCAGCAUCAGCACCACGCUGCGUCUGGGGCGCCAGAUCCUGGAGGCCAUAGAGAGCAUCCACUCUGUGGGCUUCCUGCAUCGUGACAUCAAACCGUCCAAUUUCGCAAUGGGCCGAUUCCCGAGCACCUGUCGAACCUGCUACAUGCUGGACUUUGGUUUAGCUCGUCAGUUCACCAACUCUUGCCAGGAAGUCCGACCUCCCCGUCCAGUAGCAGGGUUCAGAGGAACAGUCCGCUAUGCGUCUGUCAAUGCACACAAGAAUAAGGAGAUGGGUCGUCACGAUGAUCUAUGGUCUCUCUUCUACAUGCUGGUGGAGUUUCUAGUCGGUCAGUUGCCAUGGAGGAAGAUCAAGGACAAGGAACAUGUGGGGAAGCUGAAGGAUACUUACGACCAUCGUCUGAUGCUCAAACACCUGCCGGCAGAGUUUGGUGUCUUCUUGGAACACAUAUCCAACCUCGACUACUUCACCAAGCCGGACUACCAGCUGCUGAUGUCAGUGUUUGACAACAGCAUGAAAACCUACAAUGUUGUGGAGAAUGACCCUUAUGACUGGGAGCGGACCGGCACUGAUGGCACUUUAACGAUUAGUGCCAGUGCCACGACACCGCAGCAUCACACCCGCCUCACUCCGGCACACAUGGGUAUGGCGAACGCCUCCCUGAUCCCCGGCGACCUGAUGAGGGAAAACACAGAUGAGGUUCUGCAGGACGAGCAGCUCAGCGACGUGGAGAACAACCCCGCUCCGGACCGCCUGCCGGGCUCUCCCCUCCACCCGCACCGCAACCAGGAGGCUGACGUCUGGGAGGAGCUGGACCGCAACCGUAACCGCAUCAGGACGGCAGUCUGGAAGGCAGCGACAGAGGAGGAACACAGCAAUAACCACGGCAACCACGGACACCAGAGCCCGUACGCUGGGCCGAGCCUGGGUUCUCCAGUUAAACUGCAGUCUGAGGUGGCGGCUUCAGACCGUGACGGCCCCCUGCUGAGGAAGCUCCGCAACAUUCAUAGCUUUGAACUGGAGAGGAGGCUCGGCCUGGAGUCCAAGCCCAGUCCAGAGCGCUUCCUGGAGACCGGCUCAGGGAAGCAGCAGCUCGGCUCCCAGCAGCAAGAGAAGGAGGCUGACGGAGCUGCAAUCAUCCCAGUCACUCAGGGUCAAGCUGAGCCUGCCGGGGAGCGUCCUGAUCGGGUCUGGCACUACGACGAGGAGUUCUUGUCUGGUGGUGGUUCUCCUAAGCCGGCAUCCUGUGGAUCUCUGGAGCAUGGAGAGGGGGCAGCCAGCAGCGGGGGCUUUGUGGCCCUCAAUCUGAGCUCUGGGAGGCAGGACGUUGACUCGAGGGAGUGGGUAAUGGUGGAGCGGCCCAGUGGCUCUCCAGAAGCUAAGGUUACCACCAGCCCCUCGGAGGAGGAGGAGGAGCCAGAGGUGCUCCAGCCAGGGGAGGAUCAGUCUCCUGGAUGGGGAAAGGGCUGCCCAAGCCCAAACUCUGGCAAAGCUAAGCAAGAAAGCAUGACUUCCUCCAAGGGAAGUGCAAAAGUGAACAAGUUGGAGCUUAGCGUGGGCCCUGCCGGGGCCCUGCCCCCCGUCACUCCUACCAGCCCGGCUGAAGCCCUGGCUGAGGGAGUUCUCACUCAGCUCCCCACCUCUCCUCCAUCCCUGCCUGAGGAGGUCGUGAUCCGGACAUCCAGCCCCAUCCCUCUGCGCUCUCCCAGCCCUCACACACUCCUGACCACCUUGUCGGACCCGUUGCACCUGCGCCAGCCGCCGGGCAUGAGGCGCAGCCUGUCCGUCGACCCGCAGCAGCAGGAGCGCCCCUCCUCUUCCUCCUCCUGCCACGCCUCCCUUCCACUACCAACAAACCCCGCCCCCGGCACCCGCUCACCCAGUCGCAGGAAACUGCCGGCCAUCCCGCCGGGUGCUGCCAACGCCAAGUUUCCCUCUGUCAUACGCAUCACUCGUGCACAGCUUCAGCAGUUGACAGCUCAGCGUCCCUCUGGGCUGUCCUCCCAGUCAGGAUCAGACAGUGCUCCACAGUGCCUCCUGCUGGAGAGGCGUGGUGAAGCUGAAGCUGAUGCUCAGCAGGCUCAGGAGCGCACAGCGGACAUCAGCUCCCCCCAGGACCAUGAGCCCCCCCAUGCAGGGACACCCACAGACCCUCUGGCUGAGAUGCUGCUUAAUGGAGACACCAGAGCUCAAAGCCCUACGCCACACCGUACAUCUUCCCCACGCUCCCCCCGCUCUCCACACACGCCUCCCCUGCGCUCGCCUUCCUCUCCACGCUCUCCUCGCUCUCCCCACUCCCCUCGCAGCCCUUUGUUUACCAACGGCCACCUCUCCCCUCCUGUGAACAGCCAAAGGGAUUUCAAUAACGGAGCUUUCCCGAAGCUGAAAGACCCUGAGAAUGAUUCUGGCUCGACCCCCUGUGCCACAGAGCUUCAGCUAAGGGAUGAGGGGAGCAGAGAAGUGAACCCAGAUCAGACUAAAAGACCCGCCUCCUCUCCGGCUGCCUCCCGUAAGGACCCGAGCCGGAGGCAAAGUCGCAUCCCAGUCCUAGAGCCCUCCAGCCUGCUGGAGCUCCCUCCUGCAGGGUCUGCUAAGGAGAAACUCCUGCAGAAGAAAGCUAACCACCAGGGCCCCGUCCCCUCUCCCACCGCCUCACCGUCCCUCUCUGACCGCCGCGGCCCCAUGGUGGCCUCCCUCGCCAGGGACCCUCUGUCCUCCACCUCUGAUCGCUCUCAGGAAGAGGACUCUCUAAUGGGCUCCCGUUCUGACCGCCAGGGAGAUGAUGCUCCCUCUCUCUCCUCCUCCUCCAGCCCUCUGUCGCGCAAGAGCCGGAUCCCUCGUCCCGUUCAUUCAGCUUCCUCUGCUGAGCAGCUGGCUGCCCAAUUUCUGCCGCGCCCGCCUCCUGGAAAGCCACCUUGUCGCCCCACAGCGGAGGGCAGGCUUCGGCGUUACCGCAUCCGAGCUGGCAGCAACAGUGACUCAGACCUGCUGACCUGCCUUGCUCAGCUGAUGCACGGUUCCCGCGGCUCGCCCCUUCACCACCGCUCCUCCGCCCAGCACGGGGGCUCCAGGAUGGGCAUCUGCAGCCUGACGAGCUCUCCGCACCACCACCGCAGCUCCAGCGCCUCCCCACGCAGCUCCUCCUCCCUGCAGCGCUCCGUCAGCUCCUCGCCCUCCCGCCACGAGCACCGUGGCGGCGGGGGAGGGGGCUGCCUGGGCCGCAGCCGCUCGCCCCCCAGCUUCUCCGGCUCGCCACCUCCACGCCGCUUCUACCCACACCACCAGGAUUCGUGCUGCAGCCGCCAGGCUCGCACGGGCCCUUUCCACCUGUCCAGGGGAAAAGUCUGCAGCCGAGAGGGCAAGUGCUCCAGCAAGCUGGGCAGAUAGUCGCCCACCGGGUUGGGCUGCCACAGCAGAGGAUGGGAAGACUCUUAUUCUGAUAGGGUAGACCGCAGUCAGGAUAAAAGCCUGAGUCUUCCUGUUUAAGUUUCCCCCUUUUUCGCUGUAAGUCUGAACCUUGAACUUGUCUUGCUGUUUCCCAAUGUUCUCUUCUCUCCCUAUAUUUGCACACAGGGUUUGUUUAUUUAUGUGCCCAGCCUUAAAGAGGUACUCCAGCGAUUGAGUUACGCUUUUUCCAUAAAGUUGGGAGACUUGUAAGCAACAGAUUUGAGGAAAGAAUGAUCAAAAUCUGUGAGCAGAAUCCUGACUUUUAGUCGGUUAGGCUCCAAAAAGCUGGUUCCUUCAUUCCCAUAAUGCAACUCAAUAGCAUAACACCAUGUCCUAACUGAAUGUGAUGCAACAAUAUCAGUUUGGUUGCAUUGUUUUCUAUUGGAAUGUCCUCACUGGUCACAGUCUGAUGCAGCAGAUACAAACCUUGUGUGUAAAAUCUCUGGAGUUCCCCUUUAAGACGUAUUAGACAACCGACACUGACAUGUCGGGGUCCUCGUUUUAUUUAUAGUAUCAUGUUGUAGAGCAAAAUAGCCUGGCUGCAAAAUUAAACAGUGAUUUCCCAUUGCAGGCAGACCUAAAACAUUUAAAUCAAUAGUUAGUUGGGCCAGUGGGCACAUAAAUAAAUCCUGUUUACUCAUCUUCAUGCAUCCUGCACCACAGUAUAAUAUAACUUAUUUAUCCCUGGUAAUAAUGCACUUGGAUUAUACUGAUGGAAUAUCAGUAUAGCUGAUCACAACUUUAUUAAAUAUUGGCCUGGGGUUGACCUCAGUUAAUCUCCUCUGCAUUCGGAGAUUGCAGGCAGGGUAUGAUAUUUACUUUAUGCUAUAUGUGAAUGCAUAAAGCCAGAAUUUGUGUACAGUUGUAUUUAUUGAGAUAUUUAUUUUGAUGCUUAGCGACGCUUACGACUCCUCUUCUUCUUCUGUGUGAUAGUGGAUGUAUGGUUUUGUGUCUCUCAUAUUUAAAUGUUUAAAUCGAAGGGAUUGCUCCAAAGUGACCCUUUUAUACAAUCAAUCAUGUCAAGUGCGUGAGGACACACACCUUUUUGUGCCUACUGUGUUGCCGUUAAGAGGGAAUCAAAACGUCCCUCUGACUGGAGGGAUUACAGGUUGUGGUAGCUGUUCAGUAGUAGCAGUAAUAGGAAGCAACACAAGGUGCAUUACUGACGAGUAAUGUUCAGACACAGAUGUUUGUCUCAGCGUGUGCCUUGGCACUUUGGGCAGCUUGAGGAUUCACUUUGUUUGUAAUUAGACAAAAAAAAACAAGGAGCCAAAAACAGACUUGUGCCAGCGGUUAUAAGACGACCCUUUUCGCCAGUAUUCUUUUAGAAAAGGUAGCAACACAGAUGUUUGUAAAUCAAACACAAUUUGAGCAACAGCUGACUUGAGUAGCUUUUAUUUAUAAUAACAAAAUGGAAGUAUUUAGGGAUGGGAAUUGAGAAGAUGUUAUUGAUGCCAAUGUAGUUACUGAUUCAGCUUAUUGGUUUGGUUCUUUAUCGUAUCCCUUAUUGAUCCCUGAUCACUUUUUUGUGCAGGGAAAAAAGGCUUACGCAGGUUUUCAGUGUCAAUGCAGCUAAGUCUGAACACAGUGUAGCAACAUCUGCCUGUCUUCACCUAUGAAUGGAUGAAAUUAAUAUGAAUAUUUGGAUAGCAUUUGUUUUUAUCCAUUAAAAACAGUACACAUAACACAACGAUAUGAAGACACGACAGUAAAUGCUCAAAAUAAAGAAGAAAAGGAGAGAUAAUUUGACAAAAAAAUAUAUAAAUAUAUAAAUAAUGAGACAAAAUAAAAGUACUAGGAUCCCUUCAGUAAUUCAUAUAAUCAGAAUAGUACUACUGAUAAAUUAAGAAACAGAAAUAUACAUAUGAUAUGGAAUCCCUAUGUAAUUCACUGGAGUACAUUUUUUUCCCCAUUUCAUCUUAUUUUGUGCUCAUUAUGGUUUGUAGCAAUUAUUUUUUUUCCAAAAGGUAUUGGCUUUGCAAUGUAUUUUCGAAGGAAACUUAAAUUGAGAGGAGUUAUUGUGUGAAUUUUUUACACAACAAAAUAAUUAAUAAAAAUUAAAUAUUUAUUAAUGAGGGAUGAUUUCCAUCCAGUACCCCCAAACACAACUUCUAAAGAAUUUAAUUCCCCAAAUCAUUUAGGUUUUCUUAUUCAAAGAAAAAAAAUGCAGUGUAGAUGCACAAGUGUGAAGUCACUGUUUUGUAAUGUGCAACUGCCAAAAAAACAUGCCUGCAUUGACAAAAACAAAUGUUAAGAUUAAAGCCAUACCAUUCCGAUGGAUCAGAUCAUUUGGAGCAAGUUCUCAAUUCCCAUCCUAUUUCUAGGUAAAACCCUUCUUAACUGCCCUGUAAACCAGGUCAGUGUUGGAGAUAAAACAUUGAAAAAAAUGUGAAUUUCAGACCUCAAAAAACAUUUUGUCAAAUGUUAUUAAAAAUGGAGGCCAUAUGUAAAUAUAUUUCUCACACCAAAAUGAUGUUCCAUGCUUCCAUGUGCAAGAAUGUUUAGGUUUUUUUUGCUCCUCCUGCUCCGGAGAAUGUCUUUUAUACAACGACAUACAGUAUGUUUGUGCACAAGGGAAAGGAAUCAGAGUAUUGUUUGUGUUUGAUUUAGUUAGGAUUCCUCACUGAAAUCUCCUCCACAACCUCCUCCUCCCACUCCUCUGCUUGUAAGAUACUGUAAGAUAACUCCAGCUUCCUUCCAAUGCUACUCUUUGCAUGCUCAACAGAGAAAACACGACUACUGAGUAAAAAGCUGCAUAGCACUUCCCAUCACACGGCAUCUAUCUUGUGAAGAUUUUAACCUAGCAGUGACUUCAUUACCUUUCUGAUCUAUAUAUUUUCUCCGACCCAUCUUGAUAUUCUUUCACUAUUCCUCUUCCCACCUGAUGUAUGGCGAGUUUUUUCUGCGCUUAUGCACUGACUUGGGAUGAUUGUGUUGCUGAAAUAUGAGAGACUGUAUUUUUUACUAGUGCAACUAGCUGACAUGAUGCACAAAAGCGAAAAAGGAGAAUAGACUUUGCUGCAUUUUAAGCACUUGUAUUAUAGGAAACAUCAGUUGAAAGAAAUGGCCAUCAGGCCUCUAAUAAGACAUAUACAGAAGCCCUGAGAUGCAAGUGAGAAAAAUAAUUCUGGUGAUCCAUUUUCUAAGACUAAUCUAAAAUAUUUUCUCUCCUCUGUUUGUGACUUAAGAAUAGGUAAAAUGCAUAAAGUAGUGAAUGAUAAUUAUUAUAGAAAUAACUCAUUUUUUUCAUCUGUUUGAAUUUAUUUUUACUUUUUACUUUUGGUUGUCAGUUUUGGUGCAAAUCAAGUUUUGUCAGGUGAAUGUUUGUUGUUGUAAUACUCAUUUUGGCCACAUGAGGUCGAAAGUGCACCUCUACUACAUUUUCUGAAUAGGACUUAAACCAUUUAUUCUUAUGCUUAUUUUUUUUCUCCUUGCACUCCUAAAUCAAGGUGCUUGUAUUGAGUUAUUUUGAGUUAGUUAAGUGUCAUGUCGUUAGAAGAUUAGCAGCAAAGAAAUUUGUUUUACAGUUCAGGUUUCUUGUUGAUCUUUAAGUCUGAAAAUGUAUUAAAUUCACUUAUUGAAAAAUAAGGCCUAAAUUGGUAUAAAAUGUCUUAAAUCAAUCAUUCAAAAAAAAAUCUUAAACACUAAAACAUUAUGAUUUAGCAAGAUUUAUGAAAAAUAAUUCUGUUUCCUUUUCACCAGUUCUAGUCAGGCACAUUGGAGAGAAAAUAAUUUAGAUCAGACAUAAAAACAUGGAUCGCCCAUAGACUGAAGGAAAAAGUGGACAUAGUCACUUGCCAUCUUGGUUUAUAGCUGUUGCCAUAUUGGUAAACUACUGCUAGCUAGCUAGCUUGAUUAGCAAGGGACAAUCCAAUCCGACAAACUGACUCUUUAGUAUCGUUUAGUCCAGACGAACAUUGAAAAAGACAUUUUAAGUGACCAAAAGACCAAAACACACAGUACACUGUUAGUGACCUGUUAAUCACAAGGUAGCCGCACCCUAAAGCAUACCCUGCUUAUGUCCAUUUUACUAUAAAUAUGUCUAUAAUUUACAAAAUGCAAAUCAUGCAAAUGAAAAUCAUUGAAGAACACUUGACACUAGUGACCAUAAACUCAUUAAGAAAAUGUUUACUGAGAUAAUAAAUCAAUACAUACAAACAGACUUCUUUUUGCAACCAGUGGAGUCGCCCCCUGCUGGCCAUAACAAAGAAUGCAGGUUAAAGGCACUUCAACAUUGGCUUCGCUUUUCCAUUUUUUCCCCCUACUUGCCUCUCAGGGCUUCAGUCGAAAAAGCUGCACACAUGAACGAAGAAAAAAAAUCACUUUGCCAAAUAUUUUGAUAGAUUUUGCAGAUGUGGUUUGAUUUGUGAUGCGAUAACAAACAUGGGAGCGCGCAGAGACUGAAUGGGCACAUUGCUUUGUAGAUAUAUAAAGUGUGCUGUUUCAUGCAGAUCUUGCAGAUACCUACGCGAGCCUCACAGAGCAGCUAUGAUGACUCAUCCUGAAGGCAGACAGCGUUCAGUCAGUCAGUCGCCUUAAUGUCUCCUCUCUGCCCCUCUGUGCAUAGCGAGGGAUGACUGAGCCUUGUCUGUGCUGGAGAUCAUUCCACUAUUUGGGCCAAGCCAAGCCUUCCUGUCACUUAUCUCUUGUGUGUAAACGGCAUGUGCUACCAUGCCUGUCAGCGUGGUCAAUAUAUAUCACCACUGAAAUCUCAGACUCUUGUGCUUACAAAGCUGUGCUUUUUCCAGAGAGAGGUCCCUGUUUUUCUGUGAGAAUGCGUGGGCCCAUUUAUCGAUCGACUGCUGGAAAUGGAAAAAAAAAAUCAGGGUUGCAGCAUUAAAGGUGUGUUUGUUAGUGUGAUGACUGUAUGCUCUCAAACAACGACGUGUAAUUUCUACCUGUCGCCAGCAAUCAAUCUUUGAAUCCUCCCUCUUUCGACUCUCACAGAUUUCAAGCUUUCAGAGUUCAGAACGCUGUUGUGCAGACUUUUAAUAUAUACCUGUAAAAUAUAAAGUAAUUAUUUAAAUAAAAUAAUUAUUGUAAAACCAUAACUUAUACGCUAACAGGCUUCUGUGAAACGGAGGAAUAGACACUAAACAGUGCUGCUGGUUUUAAAAGAUAAUCAGAUUUCUUCUCAUGUUUAUUUUAAAGUAUUAUUGCACAUGAGUGGUGUGAAGUUGUAGUACUAGUGUUACCUUCCAGAAGAGAUUUCCUUUGUCACUUUUUAAAGUGGUCUGCUAAUAGAAAGUGUCAUAUUUAUAGUAGCUUGCCGGGUAUUUGUGGUUACAGAUAUCCAAAGGCCAACAGAACAAACCCAGCUGUUUUUAUUUUAUUUUGAAAGGUGAAACUAAUGAAAGCUUUGGUGUGCACUGGUACACUUCUCAUGUCAUAACAUCAGAUUACUUGUUAGUAACUUAUAAAUACUUGACAGAAAUUAUUUAUUGUGACUUUUGCUAAUUUGCCCAUCCAUCAUUUUGACUUCAAUUGUCAGGAUUUUUUAAUGGUUGAUAUUUUUGUGUUGUAAUGUACGUCAUGGUUUUGAAAUGUUACUGUACAGUCUCAAGGAAAGAAUGUAACAAGUGGGAGUUUUGCAUUGUAUAUAACUGUAAUUAUUUAUGUUUAUUCUAUCAUUUGUAUCAUAUCAAUGCCUUGUACAGUGUUUCUUUUUCUUUUUUGUUUUAAAA